AUGACAAAGGCUACAGGUGCUCGUUUUAGACAGCGGAAGAUUUCUAUUAAAGCUCCACUGCAAAUUUACCGAGCAAUCGAGAUCCCAGAUUUAGAUGAAGAAAUAUCGCUUCAACGGAGUGUUCCUCUUGUCGAAACGGGAGUAGAUAAAGAUGAAGAAGAUGAACAUCAUUUACGUACAGCCAUUGCAUCACAGAUGUCUCUUAAUUCGAAACAAGUUUAUAUUCCUACACCAGAUGCAUCUAAGAUCGUUGAUAAUUAUGAAAAAUUAUAUAAAAAAACAUUUAUAGAACCGUCAACAUUUAUUCGUUUUUCAAUGACAGUAGAAGAUUCUGAAGGAUGUCCAUAUAGUAUGAAUGAGGAAGAUAGUGAUUGGCUUUUAAAAUUUAAUGGUUCUAAACGUUCGAGGGAAAAUUAUUGUUCAGAAGAUGUAUUUGAGUUUAUUAUGAGUCAAUUUGAAGUUCUAACGAAUGAAAAACAAUGUCUUUAUACGGAUGUUUCUCAAAUUUCUGAUUUUUCUGAAUUUGAAUCUGCAUUUGUUAAUUCAUCUAUUGCAUCUUAUAAAUAUUUUGCUAAGAAAAUUUAUCCUUAUUGGAAGCAUAGACGGAUUUCUAAUAAUGGGAAACAGCUUAUGCCUUCUUUAAGAUUUGAGGAAAAUGAAAAAGAUGAUAAUGAUCCAUACAUAUGUUUUCGAAGACGGGAGAUACGACAGAUUCGUAAAACUAGAAGAUCAGAUGCUCAGAGUUCUGAAAAAUUGCGAAAGCUUCGUUCAGAAAUGGAGCAAGCACGUAAUUUAAUAGAAUUGGUUGUUAGAAGAGAGCAAUUGAAAAAAGAAUCUAUUCUUUUGGAACAGCGUAUUUUUAAUCAGCGUUGCUAUGUAAAGGAAAUAAAACGAAAACUUGGGAUUAAAGAUGAUGAUGAUGAUUUGGUUUCCCAUAAGAAAAAGGCGCACGAUAAUGGAAGUUCUACAGUUCAUAUUUCAGUACCUCAAACGGUUGGUUCUAAUGAAGGCGAUAGCUUUUUUCUUUUGGAAGAUUAUCAAGCAGAAAAGGCUGCUGCUGCUCAUUCUGCACUUGAGAAAGCUCUUCGCCAGAAGCAACUUUCGAAUGUUGGCUGGAAAGAUAUUACAGAUAAUCCAUAUUGUCCUUAUCCGAAAUUAUAUCCUCUUACUUUCUUCAGAAUGAUUACUGCUUCAUAUUGUUUAAAUACGAAAAAAGCGUCACUAGGUUUAUCCUCUAAAGAAGAUUAUCCCUCCCUACCUUUUGAUUCGUCAUCUGCUUUAUCGCAUUCCACUAAAUUUAAUACUAGAAGACUUUUUUGUAGGCAACGCAUUGGUAGAGGCGGCCGAAUUAUGAUUGAUAGAAAAAGCAUUGUUCGUUAUAUUCAUAAUCCUUUAUUAGAUCCAUUAGUUGUUGAUCGGCAUAAAUAUGAUCAUGAUGAUUUUGAUUCAGAGAUAGAAAUAGAUGAUAUGAAUGAAUUGUCUCUUAAAUAUCGUAUUGGUUUGUUGUCAGAUGAGCAUAAUAUACUUGAUCAAACGUCUACUUGUAAUAAUGAUGUUAAAUCUACGAAUAAUUUAGAUUAA
This is a messenger RNA of Pneumocystis carinii B80, 1581 nucleotides long. RefSeq lists its product as hypothetical. The record is from RefSeq and is a predicted model, not a curated record. Gene Ontology annotation, cellular component: piccolo histone acetyltransferase complex. Lineage: Eukaryota; Fungi; Ascomycota; Pneumocystomycetes; Pneumocystales; Pneumocystaceae. Gene Ontology annotation, biological process: regulation of transcription by RNA polymerase II. The transcript has 8 exons. Bases 1 to 1581 code for a protein of 526 amino acids.